CUUCCGGGUCGGAUGUUCUUUCUCUAUCCCUGGUCCGCCCUGUUCGUCUUGCAUUAUGGCUGUGCCCGACCGGGAUGAAAAGAAAAGGAAGCAAUUUGGGAAUCGUUUUCUCACUGAUACAGCUCGGCUUUUUCAACACAACGCCUGGGAUAAUGUGGAGUGGUCUGAAGAGCAGGAAGCUGCUGCACAAGCAAAGGUUCGAGAACAGAGCAUGCAGUUAGUACCACAAGAUCAGCAAGAUAGUGAAGACUUGGAACGUCUGGAUACAGAGAGAAACAGUAAUAGCAACAUCACCUAUCAGCUGCAGUCAGAAGAUGAAAUGACAUCGCAGAAGCUGGGGGAAGGGAAAGUAAUAAAAGAUGGUGACUUCCCUGGGUCAUCUGCUACUUACAGAAUAUUAGAGGUGGGAUGUGGUGCAGGAAAUACAGUUUUCCCUAUCCUCCAAACUAACAAUGAUCCUGGCCUUUUUGUGUAUUGUUGUGAUUUCUCUACUACAGCAGUAGAUCUUGUCCAGGCCCAUCCAGAAUAUGAUGCCUCUCGUUGCUUCGCCUUCGUUCAUGACCUGACCAAGACUCAGACUCCUUUUCCAAUGCCAGACGAGAGCCUUGAUGUGGUAGUUCUCAUCUUUGUCCUUUCAUCUCUUCUUCCAGAAAAAAUGCAGUGUGUAAUCAAUAGACUUAGCCAGCUUCUAAGACCUGGUGGAAUUAUUUUAUUACGAGAUUAUGGACGUUUUGAUCUAGCCCAACUUCGCUUUAAGAAAGGUCAAUGCCUGGCUGAUAAUUUCUACGUGAGAGGAGAUGGAACCAGAGUUUAUUUCUUCACACAAGAUGAGUUGGAUUUGCUGUUCUCUACUGCCGGCUUAGAGAAAAUUCAGAAUAUUGUUGACCGCCGCCUCCAGGUGAACAGAGGAAAACAAAUCACCAUGUACAGAGUCUGGAUCCAGUGUAAAUACCGGAAGCCACAGGGAGAUGAUGAGUCUGUAGCAGGGAGAAUUUCUUCAAUUAUUAAUUGAACUUAAUGGGACCCUCCUGAUCUGGGAGAAGGUUCCCUGCUCUAGAGGAAAUUGUCAUACAUGUGACACACCAAGAUGACUUUGUUAUGCUAUUCUUGGAGGAUCAUUACUUUUUGAUGGUGAACAUUUUAAAUUUGGAACAGAGGGAAAAUUCCCCAGUUUGUAAUGAGUUUGGAUACAACCUUGUACAAUGCAGAACUCUUUCUGAAUUCUCAUAAUUUACAUGAUUACUUAUAAAUUA
Molecule: messenger RNA, 1253 nt
Organism: Candoia aspera
Lineage: Eukaryota; Metazoa; Chordata; Lepidosauria; Squamata; Candoiidae
Product: tRNA N(3)-methylcytidine methyltransferase METTL2-like
Exons: 9
Coding region: 56-1012 (318 amino acids)
Molecular function (GO): tRNA (cytidine-N3)-methyltransferase activity
Source: RefSeq, a predicted model, not a curated record